Messenger RNA from Saprolegnia parasitica CBS 223.65, 2673 nucleotides. RefSeq lists its product as hypothetical. NCBI's taxonomy places the organism in Eukaryota, Oomycota, Saprolegniomycetes, Saprolegniales, Saprolegniaceae. The transcript is spliced from 2 exons. The record is from RefSeq and is a predicted model, not a curated record. Gene Ontology annotation, cellular component: nucleus. The coding region runs from base 26 to 2545 and encodes 839 amino acids.
CCCGCAAUAAUCAUCCUCACACGGCAUGGCGAACCUCAAGGGCAAGGCCGGGCAGAAGAAGAAGCCGGGCGACUUCAAGCGGCCCAAGCGCAAGGUCGGGCGCAAGGUCACGCCGUCGAACGUCACCAAUGCGAGCAUCACUUCCCGGCGCAUCAACAUCACGGAGCAAAGCGUGCUCCAAGACAAGACGGGCGCGGCCGUGACCCAUCGCAACCAGACGCUCCAGGACAUCCUCUCCAAGAUGUCGCAUUAUAACGCGCACGUCCGCCGCGAUGCGCUCUUUGCGCUCAAGGAGCUCGUGGGCCUGCAUGGUAUGACGCUUGUCACCAACGUCGGCAUCGUCGUCGAGCGCGUGCUCCAGGCCAUGAUGGACGACGAAGCCGUGGUCCGCGAGGCCUGUGUCGGCGCCUGGAAGGGCUGUCUCGGCAGCUUGACAUCGACCAAGUCCGAGUCGGUGCUCGAGCCGUUCACGUCCUUGAUUGCAGUGUACUUUUGCAGCGGCCUCACGCACAUCAAGGCCGGUGUCCGCGAAGACGCGCUCGAGCACAUUGACGCGCUCCUCGAUCUCCCCGUGUGCGCCAACCUCCUCGCGCGCUGCCUCUCGGCCGACCAGUGCGGCCAACUGCUCGAGAACCUCAAGGACCUCGUCUCGCCCAAGCAAACGACGGUCCAGGUCAAGAAUUCGUACUCGCUCUUGGCCGAGCGCAACAAGGCCAAGCAAGCGCAGCUCCAGACACAGGUGCUCAAAGGCCGCUUCUUUGCGGUGGCAGCUGCCCAUAAAUUUCUCCGCGCGCUCGCGUUCCAAGCGCCGUCGGCGUCGACGUCGUCGUCCACCGUCGCGUCUGUCCCGUCGCAUCCGGCGAGUGGCACGGUCCUGCUCUUUCCGGCGCCGCAAUUUGUUGGGUGGAGUCCGACACCGGCAUCGGCGGUUCAAAAUGCAGCGGCCACCGUCUCUGCGGCGUCGUGGGCGACCAAGGCCGUGACGCUCCUCCGCGCACUCCUCGCGCUUUGGAUGGAAGCCCACGACGAGAGCGCCAACUUGAGCCAGGAGGCGCUCAUGCACAUGGUCCUCAUCGCCGACUGUGCGACAAUGCUCGUGCACGAAGCAUCGGCGCACAUUGAUUCUCCGACGAUGAAGGCAUUCCAGUCGGCCUUUUUUGAAGAUUUCCCGAAAGCGUCGCCGGAUCCGCUGCGCAUCGACAUUUCGACGCUCCACCAUUGGAACGCGCUCAACUUGGCGAUGGCGCAGUUUGGCUGCGAGUGCCUCCGCACCGGUGCAGCGCUGCCAGGCGUCAACCUCGACGAGAUGAUUGCGGCGUUCCUUGCGGCCGAGUUGAAGGAGCUCCAAGCGGACAAGGAGUCGUCGACGAUCGCACACUCGGCCAGCUCGAUGAAGACGCGGCUCGAUAUCCUUUUGCUGCUGCUCGAGCGCCAGCCGCACCCUGCGCUCCUCGCGUCGUUUACCGCGCUCUACACGGCGGCGGCGCCGCAGUCGGCCAUGUUCCGCACCUGCACGUCGUUUGUGCUGCAGUAUUUGACGCCGACGCUCAACGCCGCCCCUGGCACGCUGCUGGAAUGGGACCUCAUCUUGACGUGGAUGCAGCAAAUGGGCAACUUUUUGCAGCUGCCGCACGCCGAGGCGCACCACGAUGCGACGCUGGCCAAGGUAUUUCGUGUGUGCAUUGCGAUCCUCAAGCGUCUGCCGGCCGCGUACCACGCGUCGCCAGCCCUCGCUUCGUGGCUCUCGCGCGUCAUGGCGUUCUUUACAGAGACGACCGAGACCAACUGGGUCGGCAGCAUGUCGCCGUCGACGCAGAUUGAAGCGGCGUCGUGCCUCUACCACCUCCCGUCGUUCCCAUCCGAGUUUCUGAAGACGCUCGCGCUCUGCUGCAAGUCGCCAUGCGUCAGCGUGGACGCCAAGUCCUUCCUUGUCGACAUUGUCGCGACGCACGAAGGUCGGUUCGAGCGCGGCGCGCUCUUGAGUUUCUACCUCAGUACGCUCUUUGCGCCGACCAACCAAGGCAUUGCCGCGCAAGUGUGCCGCGUCCUCACUUGGAUGUCGCUCGGUGCGUCGCUCUCGUCUAUCCUCGCGCCGAUUCUCUCCAAGCAGUCGGUCGACGACCACGCGCUCCCGCUCGUCCUCGCGUACGUGGCGUGCCUCCGGUCGAGCACGAUUGUCUUCCGCAAGGCAGGCCAAGAGCUCGAGAAGCGACCUGUCCCCGACGUGCUGCGAGCCCAGGUCACGAGCGUCUUCGCGCACGUCCUGACGGCGCCGGCGCCAACCUCGCUCCUCCUGCCCCAGGUCGUCGACGGUCUGCUGUACUGCAACGGUGCGUUCGUCGACCUUGCGAGUCACUUUUUCCGCGCGCAGUCGUUGGUCGACGCACUUGGGCUCCUCCGGGAAGCGCGCUUGCGUCCGCUUGUGCUGCUGUACAAGGUCGAGCUGCAAGCGUUCUUGGCCGAUGUCGACGUGACGACAGCCGACGCCAACGUCGUGCGCCAGAUCCGAAACGAGCUCCAGCUCAUCACCAAGGACAUGACGUAAAUCAAUGUGGACCACACCGAGAGACGCGACCGUACCAUGCCAUUGAAUAGUAUCUUUAUUUCUUCGCCACGCUCGAUUGAAGUAGACACCUUGUCUGGUGAGUGUCGAUACCACCCGUCCACCCGUCC